AUGAGCAAAAUAACACCACCCCCUCCACCACCGAACCCAGUCGAUCCAAAACGGACUUCAAUAAAACCAAACGCACCACCACCACCCAAAUCGACUAUAAUAGAUUCACAUAUACGAAGACCAUCGCGUAACAUGUUACAACGAAAAGAAUCAAUCGACGACAUCAAUUUAGUCUUACAAACAGAAAAGACAAAAAACCCAUUUGGUCUGAGUUCAUUGGCUGAUGACACGACAACACCAAAGAAGUCAACCAUGACCCCAAGACGGUUGUCACUUGGUAACACGUUCGGAAGACUUUCAGACGUCCCCUCUUCUUCUUCAAAAAAGAAGAAACACAAAGGAUUUUUCAAUUUGUUCAAGAAGAAGGAAGACGAAAUUCAAAUCAGUGAGCCGGAAAUGUUUAAGAAGACGAUGAGUGUCAGGGUAGACACCGCUAUUAACCCUUUUCUGAAAUUCGACGGAAAGUCGGAAAAGGCGAUCAUCCCUAUUAAACCCCCUUUACCUAUGCUGAACAAAAGAGACGUCAAAUGUCGAGAAGAGUACUUUUCUCUUAUCGACCAAAUGGUUUCGCAACAAUUACUUUAUGAUGAAUGGAGUUCACCUGUUGUUCCUAUUGAAAAGUGGACUAUGAACUAUCCACUUGGAUGGGAGAAAAAGUGUUUAGUCGACACCACUUCUAUUAAAGAUGGGUAUUGUAUUGAAAUUGGCGAGAAUGCAGAAACUCAAAAUACUGAACUGAAUGAUUAUUACUUUGUAGAUGUCACUGCAGACUAUUUGUUCUUUGGAAAGUAUAUACAAAACAAUCCCGAAGCAGAACACUACGUCUUGGCCGAUUCGAAAGAUCCGGUAUCGGUAAGUACCGUCCCAUGUAAACACGAUAACUUCAGAAGAGCUUUUGUCUGUUCGAAGCGUGGGUUCUUGCGAUGUUUUAUACCAAAUGAAGUGACAAAGAUUAAAGACUACUCUGAGGUGUUUCCCGAUAUCUCAAAAGGACGGUUCUUUAAAGUUGGGAGUCAAAAAAAGAAGUUUGAAGAUGAGAUCUCUCGCAUUGAAGCGAUGAGUGCGGUGACCCAUUACAAAUUUGGAGUUUUGUAUAGGAAAGCGGGUCAAACGACAGAGAACGAAAUGUUUGGGAACACAACAGCAUCGCCAGCCUUUUACAAAUUUUUGGAUUUGAUUGCGACGAAAACGGAGUUGAAAAAUUUCACGAAGUACCGUGGUGGAUUAGACGUGAAAAGUCAAUCCACUGGGUUAUAUAGUUAUUACACGACUUUUUGUGAAUAUGAGAUCAUGUUCCACGUCUCUACUUUAUUACCAGAACAACCAAAUGAUUUACAACGUGUUGAAAAGAAGAGACAUAUCGGAAAUGAUAUCGUCGUUUUUAUCUUUAAAGAGCACAACGACACUAUUGAACAGUUCAAUCCAACACUUAUGACUUCACAAUUCAAUCACGUCUUUGUCAUUAUCGACCCGAACACAAACGGCGAAGAUAAUGACGGCUAUACAAUUAACAUCUCUUGCAAAUCAUCUGUAUCGCCAUUCCCACCUUUCAUGACAACAAAUUAUUACCCACACAAUCAAGAAACAAGAGAAUUCAUCUUGAGAAAAGUAAUCAACGCGGAAAGAACUGCACUCUUUUCAACCGCCUUCAAGGGAAACGCUACCAAGACACGCGCACAGCAACUCACAUAUCUGUUUAACAGCAUAAAGGAGUGA
Molecule: messenger RNA, 1716 nt
Organism: Entamoeba invadens IP1
Lineage: Eukaryota; Evosea; Mastigamoebida; Endamoebidae
Product: rap GTPase-activating protein, putative
Exons: 3
Coding region: 1-1716 (571 amino acids)
Biological process (GO): activation of GTPase activity; regulation of small GTPase mediated signal transduction
Cellular component (GO): cytoplasm
Molecular function (GO): GTPase activator activity
Source: RefSeq, a predicted model, not a curated record